AUGGGGAAUUUCAGCAUCACGUCCGAGACGGUCUUUGCGCACCCUGCAGAGAGGGUGUAUGAUUUCGUCAGCAACCCGGGCAAUUGGGGCAGAACGUACAAAGGCAGUGGAGGCAUGCACGAGGGCUCGAAGCAUCUGAAGCUCCCUCUGCAAAUUGGAGACACUUGGAUGGAGAAAGUAGACCUCCCACCCAACACCUAUCACUCCGAGUGGACCCUCAUCACCGCUCGACGACCCACGAAGUUUGUCUUCCAACAAAUCAACAAGGUCGGCGUGAACGCGGACGGCUCGGGCGGCGUGGAGGGCAUCACCACCAUCUCCUACACUUUCGAGCCCAAUAUUGGCCAUGGCAUGACUCUCUUCACCCGCAACCUGACCACCGAGCUGCCCAAGGGCGUGGACAUUCCCGACGACCUUCUUACCGUAUGUUGCCGACCUGGCGGAAUCGAUAGGUACCAUGCGGCAAUCGAAAAGGAAUUAGAUGCCGAGUUUGGGAAGCCCAAGGACGCCUUCAAAGAGUGA
Messenger RNA from Neohortaea acidophila, 522 nucleotides. RefSeq lists its product as uncharacterized. Bases 1 to 522 code for a protein of 173 amino acids. Lineage: Eukaryota; Fungi; Ascomycota; Dothideomycetes; Mycosphaerellales; Teratosphaeriaceae. The record is from RefSeq and is a predicted model, not a curated record. The transcript has a single exon.